CGCAGGGGCUGCCACAGCAUGGCCUCGGGGAGGACACUGAAGUUCGCCCUUUGCGAGGUGCUGCAGUUUGCAGGCCCUGUGCGUGCCGCUCUUCAUCAUCAUGCAAAGGUUCGCCCUCAUCGUGGCGCGGGUCAAGAGUGUGGCGCAGCCGCCCGGCGACGCCAGCACCGCCUACUGGCUUAUCGUGGCCUCCUCCAUCGCCUAUGUCACCUCCACAGCCCUGCUGGUCUGGGUGCCCAUGAAGUACAUGGUGUUCACAAAUAAGAAGUUCCUUGUCGGCAGGAAGAAGUGGUGAGUGUCUUUCUGGUCUAUCUGGUCUGUCUGUUCUGCGGCCUAGCUGGAAAUCUAUGCUAGGAGCUGUGUCUGAGCUGUAGCUGUAAUAUACCAGCACAGUGUUUUCUGGACCUGAGCCUUGUGGUGUAGUAAUGGUUGUCUGGUCUGUUUGGCGUGAACCUGACCGGUAGCUAUGCUGUGUCUGACUCGACUGGCCUGCAAUUUGUUUGGCCGUAGCCGGGCCACAUCUAUCAUGCCAACAUUGAGCAUUUCCAAAUGCAUUAAUAUUUUCCUUUUUCAUAACCUCUAGCCUAUGACUAUUGCUCCUUUCUCUCUUUCCUUCUCCCUCUCUCGGUCUGUCUCUCUCUCUCAGGAGGCCGGUGGCCCUGGUCUAUGUGAUCCUCUCCACAUUACCCUGCUUUGCCUUUCUCAUUGCCAGCUCAGAGGUAAACCAUGUGACCCUGGUGUUAUCCAUCAUUUGUUUAUGCUCGUCUCAGUGUGUCUAUGUUUCUGUGACCUUUGACUUAGAUUCACUGUUGUAGGUGACCUUUGACACUCAACCUGUUGGUUACCUCUGAAAUGAGAGUGACACUUACAAAGAGACAUUCUAACUCAGAGGUAUUCACAUCCAGGCCUUGAGGUCUAUACUGCCGGUUUCCUGGUACCCCUGGUAGUUAAUUAAUAGAUUAAUGAUGCUGUUGAUUAGCUCGAGUCCACUCACCUGAUGUACCAGGUCCGAAUCAGUAUAGAUGAUUCCAUCCAUAUCUAAUCCUACUGAGCACAAUGCAGACUAUCGUCUACACUCUUAAGGGUACAAUAUUGUUACCUGGAGUACAAGUAGAUCAAAAUACACACUAUGUACCUUCAGAGGUACACAUGUGAUCUUACAAGUGCCUUUUAGGGUACUGUGUGGAUAAAGAGUAUAAUGGUACAUUUUUGUACCCAAUAUUUUGAACAUAAAUGUACAAUCAUGACACUCUUACUCUCAACAUAAGGUGAAGACACAUUUCUGUUUCCCAGGGUACAAACGUAUUUUGUGUACCCUUAACUCUUGAUGGUACUGAUCUGUACCUUUGCUUAGCAUAAAAGCAAUGUAUUGAAGAAAAGUACAUAUUUGUACCCACCAUAAGGUACAAUUAUGAUUUUUUGCCACCUAAAAAUAACUAACGACUUUGUCACUAGGGUGGUACCCUAUAAAGGCACAUUUGUACCAUAAUCAUUAUCAUCAUCAUAUUUCUCAGCAUGCUCUGCUCCAGGUAAAUUUUUUUAGUUGUUUUUAUAUCUGUGUUUUUGCAUGUACACUGUUCAAAAGUUUGGGGUUACUGUUUUCGAAAGAAAAGCAAUUAUUUUGUCCAUUAAAAUAACAUCAAAUUGAUCAGAAAUAUAGUAUAGACAAAUAACUUUCUUCUGAAACUCGUCAGUCUAUUCUUGUUCUGAGAAAUGAAGGCUAUUCCAUGCAAGAAAUUGCCAAGAAACUGAAGAUCUCUUACAACGCUGUGUACUACUCCCUUCACAGAACAGCACAAACUGGCUCUAACCAGAAUAGAUAGAAAGAGGAAUGGGAGGCCCCGGUGCACAUCUGAGCAAGAGGACAAUACAUUAGAGUGUCUAGUUUGAGAAACAGAUGCCUCACAGGUCCUCAACUGGCAGCUUAAUUUAAUAGUACCCGCAAAACACUAGUCUCAAUGUCAACAGUGAAGAGGUGACUCCGGGAUGCUGACCUUUUAGGCAGAGUUGCAAAGAAAAAGCCAUAUCUCAGACUGGCCAAUAAAAAUAAAAGAUUAAGAUGGGCAGUCUGAGAUAUGGCUUUGCGGUGUUCUGUGAAGGGAGUAGUACACAGCUGUUAUGAUGAGUUUCUAGGUAUCAAGUGAUUACGAAUGUAAGGAUGUAGUUAGACACUUUUGAUGGGGAGUUCAUAUUAGUAUUUAAUAUGUUCCAUGGUUAGUUAUAACAGAAGGACAGAGCUUUGCCUCUAUCAUCUCCUUCACUCCAGAACAAAGAUCCACUCUCUCUAUAUAUACACUCUAUUACAAGUCUCUCCACGAACAUCUGGUAAUCAUCAUUGGCACUCUUAUUAUUCUUUACCCCAAGUCAGUAUAUCCUGUCCAUCAAUCAUGCUGUCAUAAACAUCAGUAAUCUCCUUUGACAUAUGGAAUGCAGACUCCGUGGCAACAAGCCAAUUAUCUAGUAACUCUAACCUGGUCCCCACAUUAAUAUGACAUGACAUCAUUACACUAUAAAAACCUCAUAUCAAUCCACUUUUUUUUUUCUUAUUUUGUGGUAAGUAAGAUCACUUAACCCCCAACAAUUCAUAUAAAGUACAAUAUUCCCAAUCAGUAGUAUAUAUACAGUGGGGAGAACAAGUAUUUGAUAUACUGCCGAUUUUGCAGGUUUUCCUACUUACAAAGUAUGUAGAGGUCUGUAAUUUUUAUCAUAGGUACACUUCAACUGUGAGAGACGGAAUCAAAAAAAUCCAGAAAAUCACAUUGUAUGAUUUUUAUGUAAUUAAUUUGCAUUUUAGUGCAUGACAUAAGUAUUUGAUCAUCUACCAACCAGUAAGAAUUCCGGCUCUCACAAACCUGUUAGUUUUUAUUUAAGAAGCCCUCCUGUUCUCCACUCAUUACCUGUAUUAACUGCACCUGUUUGAACUCGUUACCUGUAUAAAAUACACCUGUCCACACACUCAAUCAAACAGACUCCAACCUCUCCACAAUGGCCAAGACCAGAGAGCUGUGUAAGGACAUCAGGGAUAAACUUGUAGAACUGCGCAAGGCUGGGAUGGGCUACAGGACAAUAGGCAAGCAGCUUGGUGAGAAAGGAACAACUGUUGGCGCAAUUAUUAGAAAAUUUAAGAAGUUCAAGAUGACGGUCAAUCACCCUCGGUCUGGGGCUCCAUGCAAGAUCUCACCUCGUGGGGCAUCAAUGAUCAUGAGGAAGGUGAGGGAUCAGCCCAGAACUACACGGCAGGACCUGGUCAAUGACCUGAAGAGAGCUGGGACCACAGUCUCAAAGAAAACCAUUAGUAACACACUACGCCGUCAUGGAUUAAAAUCCUGCAGCGCACGCAAGGUCCCCCUGCUCAAGCCAGCGCAUGUCCAGGCCCGUCUGAAGUUUGCCAAUGACCAUCUGGAUGAUCCAGUCUCCAGACCUGAACCCAAUACAAAAUCUUUGGAGGAAGCUGAAAGUCUGUAUUGCCCAGCGACAGCCCCGAAACCUGAAGGAUCUGGAGAAGGACUGUAUGGAGGAGUGGGCCAAAAUCCCUGCUGCGGUGUGUGCAAACCUGGUCAAGACCUACAGGAAACGUAUGAUCUCUGUAAUUGCAAACAAAGGUUUCUGUACCAAAUAUUAAGUUCUGCUUUUCUGAUUUAUCAAAUACUUAUGUCAUGCAAUAAAAUGCAAAUUAAUUACUUUAAAAUCAUACAAUGUGAUUUUCUGGAUUUUUGUUUUAGAUUCCGUCUCUCACAGUUGAAGUGUACCUAUGAUAAAAAUUACAGACCUCUACAUGUUUGUAAGUAGGAAAACCUGCAAAAUCGGCAGUGUAUCAAAUACUUGUUCUCCCUACUGUAUAUACCGACUACCCAAAUUAGCAAAUUUAGAUCAAUCCAAUUUUAUUAUCAACACAGCUAAGCAACCCCUCUUUCUCCCCCGGCACUUAAAUCUUCUGGCGUCUCUUCAUUAUGUUCUUCAGACAUCUUCACAUUUCAAAAUGACUUGCCCAUGACAAUGUCAAACUACAAUGUGUCAUUCGAGUCACCACCAACUCCACAACCUCAUUGUCUUGUCCAUUUGCCAACCAUUAUGCCCACAACAUCAGAAAUGUUGCAUUUGAACAUAUGUUUCUCCUUUCUCACUCAAUGGUGGACUCCUUUCCCACUCCUUCGAGAUAAUAACAUGAGAAAAUCUUUUGAUAUCUUCAAUUGGUUGUUGUAGACCAGUUGCAUGUAGACGUGGUAUUUUACAAAAACAUCUUCAACGCCUCUGAUAUUCAUCUUCAGCCGGUUCAUAAGUUGUUACUUUUAUUUAUUUAGGUUCACACCAUGCUAGUCCAAAUUAUCCCUGCCAUGCAUCAAGACACCAUCUGUAUUUAUCUCACUAGGAGAUAAAACAUAACAGUUUAAUUGAUUUCAAUUCUAAUCCAAUAAAUCCAUAUAAACAUUUACCAUAUGACAAAUUAUUAUUUUUUAACAAUUAUUCUUAAUACCAAUUUCUAAUAUACUUCCCAAUUUCUGUUCACAUCGCUCUGUGUAGCGUCCUUCUUGCAUCGCACCAAUAUGGAUUCAAGAUUCACUGCUGCAAUGACACACAGACAUUAACAUAAAAACAAAAACAAAAACAAUGUUCCACAGUGGCAGUUCCAUCUUCCUCCUCUGAUGUUUGAUUACCUCCUAUAGUGGGACAAAUAGAUUUACAAAUCUGUCUCUGCUACUACUGUCCCCUCCAUUGAGAUAGUCAGCAACAACUAGUACUAACCACUUCACCUAGAUUCUGUCCAGCUCUUACUUCUGUAGUCCUCUACUGCCACACAGUCCUCCAUGCACAGAACAUGCCCAGAUUCUCCUUUCAUGUUGACAGAGUUGCCUUCACCUUUUUGAAAGAAAACUUCAUAACAUUGUUAGUUGAUACACUCCUGAGUGGCGCAGUGUGCCACUAGAGAUCCUGGUUCGAAUCCAGGCUCUGUCGCAGCUGGCCGCGACCGGGAGACUCAUGGGCGGCGCACAAUUGGCCCAGCGUCGUCCAGGUAGGGGAGGGAAUGGCCGGCAGGGAUGUAGCUCAGUUGAUAGAGCAUGGCGUUUGCAACGGCAGGGUUGUGGGUUCGAUUCCCAUGGGGGCCAGUAUAAAAAAAUAUGUAUUUACUAACUGUAAGUCGCUCUGGAUAAGAGCGUCUGCUAAGUGACUAAAAUGUAAUACACAAUAUGCUACUUUACACAGUCUUCUUAUCAAUCAGUCAGGAAAAGUCUCUAUUAGGAAGUGCACAUUCUUGGAUCUUGUUAUAGUCACUUGUUUCCAUAGACAUGCCUCCACUACAUUAUACCUUAUACCACAAAUACAUUUUCACCUAAAUAUUUAACCUAACCCAUAACACAUUAAUUACUACUGCUCAUAUUCUUACUACAAUAUGCAAAUGUGCCAAUAAAUCCUCUUACCAUCAUUACUACCCCCUGUUCUGAACACGAGUCACAACGUGAUUCAUGCUUUCAAAAACAAAACACCAAGAUUGCCUAAAUUAAAAUGACAACAUUUGAUAAUACCUCAACUUACUUCUAUCCCGUAAAGUAAUCCAAGAUUAGUACAAUUGACUAGCAACAGGUAUUCCUCAUUCAGGGAAAGCUCUCUCUCUCUUUUGAUAUUUUAUGGUUCGAAUCACAUAUAUUAUUACCAAAUUAUAAACUUCUUCACACUUUUCAGCAUUAUAAAUUAUCCUCAACUCAGUAAAAUGAACUAUCUUAAAAUCCUCAGCCCUUGUUUCUAGGAUUUCCAGUGUGGAUGAUCAAAUUACACUAGAAAGUCAGUACAGAGUUCAGAGGUCAUUGAAAUCAUUCAAUUAAAUGUUCCAUCCUAUAGUAUACUAAACAUUACCAACAUUCAAAACAUUUCAUAAAUGUUGUGUACCCCAGGUGUACAUUAAGUCCGCAUUACAUUUAUUCUCAUAAGAAAUCAUGUAUACCCAAAACUCAGUCAAAAAAGAAAAGAAAACUUCAUACAAUUCACUGUGUGUGCUCCUUUAAGACUUAUCACCUUUGACCUGUUGAAAACUGUACAAUCAAAAUAAGAACCCUAUAUAAACAUCAUCCUAGGUGGGUUGUGUGUUUAUUUGAAAAACUCAAUUGAAAAACAACAAACAAAAAUAGCCAGUCCUUACUUAAUUUGGUAGCUCCCUUUUACCUAAUACUGCCUAACUUCACUAAACUGCUCCCCCUAGCCCUGGGCAACAUUCCAAUGGGAUAAGGAAAUCCCCUUUCUCCUGGAAGAGAAAUUAUACAUUUUAUUAACAUUUAAUUACAAUCAGUAAUCCAAAGAUAGUAAGUACGCAUAAAACAUGAUACAGAUAUACAGUCUUAUCUCAUCAAUAAUCAUUUGUAUCUAAUUCCUUAUAACUACUCCAUAAAAAUAUUAUAUAAAAUCUCUCAAAAGGUGAAAACCACUCAAAGUUCCUCGAGUAUACAAUGAUUGUGUUUAAUUAAUUACCCUUCAAAUCAUAUCCUCUUUAAAUCUCACAAUGAUUAUUGAACCCCUAAAUCUGCUCCAUGUGAUCCCAUAUCAAAUGAUCCAUUAUCGUUUACUUGAUCAACAACAUAGGAAAUAUCUGUUUCCCCUUCUAUUGUUCCUGUCACCCCUGUAAAUGUCAUAUUUAAUUCAUUAACCAAUACAAUCACGUACUCCGCAUAAGUAAGACGUGAUAUUUUAUCCCAGGCAUCUAUUUAAAAAUUGUUUGCUACGUUGUCUCCUACUCUCCCCUUAACAUAAUGCAAUAGGAGACUUCCAUCAAUCCUGGAAAAAAAACUCAGAAGACACUAGAAAAUACCACGUUUCAUUAAGUUCACUACACCUUCUAAUAUAAACCUAUAACCCCUUUCUAGUCAUUUAAUCAUCGCAACCUGUUGCAUUGAUAUUUUAAAAUAUAAACCUAUUGUUUAAUAACUUCAUACUUAUAAACAAUGUUUACUUAAUCCAUCAUCCUAAUAGUAAAAACUAUAUCCCAUUGUUCAACGUACCAUAACAGAUUAUCGUUUUUAGAAUUAAUGAAUCAUGUCAUUAGUAAAUUGUCUCCACAAAGCACUACUACCUAAUAACAUAUUUUCAUUCACCUAAAUAUAAAGAAUUAUUUUAAUACCCGUCUAUAAAACAAUCCAAUUCAACAUCAAUUCAACAUGUCUCAUCAAACAAUACAAUUCACCAUUUCUCAACACUCACUGAACCUACUUUUAUUUUCAAACACAGACAACCCUCUAUAAUCUCAAUUAUUCUCUAUUGCUGACUUUCCAUCUAACGUUCCUUUAACAGAUGACAAAUUAUUUUAAAAUUAUAGUCAAAACAAAUAAAACAUCUCUUCACAGCUAUGCAACUUUGAUUAAUAUGUUAUACUAUCCUCUAUGUGUUGGUAAAACAAUCCCUUUCACAUAAUGUUAUCAAUUCACCUAGUAAUCUAGGUCAACAGCAUCAAUGUAAAAGUUUUGCUUUCUGUCCCUACCUGGGUUUGAACCAGGGACCCUCUACACACAUCAACAUUUACCAUCGAAACACCAUUACCCGUCGCUCCACAAAAUCCGCUAUCCUUGCAAAGCAAGUUAAGCAACUACUUCCACGUCGCAUAGCAAGCUACGUCACCACUCUAAACAUCACUAGUUCUCAACACUAACUAGCUAGCCCUUUCACACCAAACAUUCAACCCCCUAUGACUUCCUUCUCCACAGCAACCACUGAUCCUUGUACACCUAACAUAACCCAUAAUGUCCCUUACAGCGCUCACACGUUACAGCGAGCCCAAAUGGUUAACACCCGCAGACACAAAACAUGGAAAUUCUUCCAUUUCUUACUAGUAGACAAAAUAAAACACACUCUCAAACAGCGUUCUACAUUUACCUCUAUCGUAGGGUUUAAAAACUAUUGUAACAACAUUAACCAUCCUAAAUUGCUGUAGUAACGUCAUGUUUGGUUCAGUUUAUCACCAAUCCUCCAUUAUUAGAAUACAUCAGAUCUACGUAAAUAUCCUUUCUAAGUAGGCUAGAAGUAACACCAAACACUUGUUGUAUUUUACCAUCAUAUAUUGAAUUUAUCCAUUUAAUCAAUAUCCAAUUUAUUUAUGGACAUUACACCACCAUUCUCAAUCGUGUAAUCUAGCAAACCCUUAGGCAACGCCAAAAAAUGACUACCACGCAAUCGUCUCUCUAUACCUGUUAAAUAAGUGAGUCUUUCUAUUUGAACCAAGACACGCUACAAAUCUUCCAUUCAACAUCACCAAACCAAAUACUCUGUAUUAUCUGUUCAAGCAACACAUACCAGCAGUUGAAUUACACUCAUAAAUAUAGAUUUGACUCUAUGCCAUUGAAAUGAGAAAUAAAUUCCACAAAUAGCUCAAUUACAAUGGUUUCUCAUCUUACCCUCUGAUACAAAAUGAAGUUCCAUCACUUCACUACGUUAGUUCUACCCUGAUAAUUAGUUCAAUGGAAACCCUAUAUUGGCUUUGUACUAUAUUAUACAUUACGUCUAUAACCACAUUACUUAUGGUCAGUUUAUUCCUUAAACCUUAUUUUUACAUUUACAUUUUAGUCAUUUAGCAGACGCUCUUAUCCAGAGCGACUUACAGUUAGUGAUUACAUAUAUAUAUAUUUUUUAUACUGGAAUCGAACCCACAACCUUGGCGUUGCAAACGCCAUGCUCUAUCAACUGAGCUACAUCCCUGCCGGCCAUUCCCUCCCCUACCCUGGACGACGCUGGGCCAAUUGUGCGCCGCCCAUGAGUCUCCCGGUCGCGGCCGGCUGCGACAGAGCCUGGAUUCGAACCAGGAUCUCUAGUGGCACAGUUAGCACUGCGAUGCAGUGCCUUAGACCACUGCGCCACUCCUUAUCUCUAUCAUAUGAUCCAACAACAGUAAAAACUUAGAAAACCCAUAUUAAUUACUUCCCCACCCAUGACGUACGUCUACGUUUGGGUGAACAAGUUAAUACAUAUAUAACGUUAGAAACUUCUAGGUACUAACAUCAAAUAAUCCCUUCGUGGUGUUUUUAACCAUUCUUAAUCGACACAAAUCACUUCUUCAAACAUUUUCCCAGCGUAACCAAAAAUAGACUGUAAUUUCCCGGACACUGCCCUGCCUGUCCAGACAAUACAGACCUUUCCACUACACUCUAAAAUAACCUCACAAUCUCCAUACCACUCCUUGAUAUUCUAUGAAUUAAUUAUGUUAUAUAUCGUAACUUCUUAUGCACCCCUCAGAUUCAAAUUAUUUUCUGCUCUUUGUUCCUAAAAUCGCCCAUGUUGUCCCAUUAAAUGACUUAACUUUACAUUACUUUGACAAAAUACUUAUUCUAACUGUGGAUUUGCCUGUAAUCAUUUCGUCAUUUCCUGUCUCUCACUUCGAGUUAAAUGAAGCUCUGCUUUACUCUUACUGGUGACUUUUUUUUUCUCCAGAUAUCGGUCUACUAAGCUGGCCAUUCAUUAUUACUAUUAGUUCAUGCAAUUAUUAGUAAUUAAAUACAUACAUUAAAAAUCCCCAUCCUGAUCUGUAUUAAAAUGUAGUUCCUAUAAAUGUCAUUUUGGUGCUAUGAUUCAAUAUGUUACAUUGCAUUGGCUCCAUCUCCUGGUCGUUUUGAGUAAUUCCGUUUUCUAAUUCUCUCCUCAUUGUAUAAUGUUCUACCACAGUAUUCUUAAACAUUCAUGGCCUCAAACCAUGUCCUUCAUGGCCUCAAACCAUAAUGAUAAAGGGCUCUAACAUUUAUCCCUAAGUCUGCUGAGGACUUGAACCUCACAACUUUUAACCUUUUUAGUAUUGUCUUUUUACUAAGGACUGUACUCUUCAACCGAAUAAUUUUAACCUUCAACCGUAGGCCUCGAACCUGCACCAAAAUACCUUGUAGGGCCUUUAUAACCUUCUACCAAGGAAUCGCACCUCUUCAUCAUGGCCUCAAACCAUAUCUCUUUCGACACAGGACUCGAACCUAUGUACCAAAAUACCUUAUUCUAUUUCAUAAUGUCGUACACUGUAUAAUCUCGUCAUGUUGAGGACUCGAAUCUCUGACCUAUGUUAUCAUAGUACACAUUAAAAUGUCCUACGCCCACUAUUGUUACACCCAUUCUCCUUCUUCUCUGUUGGUUUUUUAGUCAUUACUCUGACCGAACCCUUAGAAACAUAGCACCCUAUUAUUGUCUAAUUUGAUAAUUCUCCUUACAUCCCACUAAACAACUCAAUACCACCCAUCGUCCACCUUUUAAAAUAUAGAAUUUUAAAAGUCCGUUACAGCUAAACCUUACCACAGAUAAGCAGAAUUUGACAUAAUAAAAAAAUGAAAGUCUGCUACCUUUUAGUUUGGGUGUAUACUGCCUCCUGUUCUUUAGACCCAAUCUGUUAUGAUGGGUUUCUAGGUAUCAAGGUUACGAUGUAAGGAUGUACUUAGACACUUUUGAUGGGGAGUUCAUAUUAGUAUUUAAUAUGUUCCAUGGUUAGUUAUAACCAUGUGGUCCUCUGUAGCUCAGCUGGUAGAGCACGGCGCUUGUAACGCCAAGGUAGUGGGUUCGUCCCCGGGACCACCCAUACACAAAAAAAAAAUUAUGCACGCAUGACUGUUAGUCGCUUUGGAUAAAAGCGUCUGCUAAAUGGCAUAUUAUAUUAUUAUUAUAUAUAUAUAUAUUAUAUUAUAUUAUAUAUAUUAUUAUAACAGAAGGACAGAGCUUUGCCUCUAUCAUCUCCCUCACUCCAGAACAAAUAUCCACUCUCUCUAUAUAUACACUCUGUUACAAGUCUCUCCACGAACAUCUGGUAAUCAUCAUGGGUACUCCCAUUCUUUGAUGUUAUUACUCUUUACCCCAAUAUCCUGUCCAUCAAUCAGGCUAUCAUAAACAUCAGUAAUCUCCUUUGACAUAAGGAAUGUAGACUCCGUGGCACCAAGCCACUUAUCUGGUAACUCUAACCUGGUCCCCACGAUACUAUGACAUGACAUCAUUACACUAUAAAAACCUCAUAUCAACAGCGUUGUACGAGAUCUUGAGUUUCUUGGCAAUUUCUCGCAUGGAAUAGCCUUCAUUUCUCAGAACAAGAAUAGACUGACGAGUUUCAGAAGAAAGUUAUUUGUUUCUGGCCAUUUUGAGCCUGUAAUCGAACCCACAAUUGCUGAUGCUCCAGAUACUCAACUAGUCUCAAGAAGGCCAGUUUUAUUGCUUCUUUAAUCAGCACAACAGUUUUCAGCGGUGCUAACAUAAUUGCAAAAGGGUUUUCUAAUGAUCAAUUAGCCUUUUAAAUUGAUAAACUUGGAUUAGCACACACAAUGUGCCAUUGGAACACAGGACUGAUGGUUGCUGAUAAUGGGCCUCUGUACGCCUAUGUACAGUGGGGAGAACAAGUAUUUGAUACACUGCCGAUUUUGCAGGUUUUCCUACUUACAAAGCAUGUAGAGGUCUGUACAUUUUAUCAUAGGUACACUUCAACUGUGAGAGACGAAAUCACAUUGUAUGAUUUUUAAGUAAUUAAUUUGCAUUUUAUUGCAUGACAUAAGUAUUUGAUACAUCAGAAAAGCAGAACUUAAUAUUUGGUACAGAAACCUUUGUUUGCAAUUACAGAGAUCAUACCUUUCCUGUAGGUCUUGACCAGGUUUGCACACACUGCAGCAGGGAUUUUGGCCCACUCCUCCAUACAGACCUUCUCCAGAUAACUUCAGGUUUCGGGGCUGUCGCUGGGCAAUAAGGACUUUCAGCUCCCUCCAAAGAUUUUCUAUUGGGUUCAGGUCUGGGGACUGGCUAGGCCACUCCAGGACCUUGAGAUGAUUCUUACGGAGCCACUCCUUAGUUGCCCUGGCUGUGUGUUUCGGGUCGUUGUCAUGCUGGAAGACCCAGCCACGACCCAUCUUCAAUGCUCUUACUGAGGGAAGGAGGUUGUUGACCAAGAUCUCGCGAUAUAUGGCCCCAUCCAUCCUCCCCUCAAUACGGUGCAGUCGUCCUGUCCCCUUUGCAGAAAAGCAUCCCCAAAUAAUGAUGUUUCCACCUCCAUGCUUCAUGGUUGGGAUGGUGUUCUUGGGGUUGUGCUCAUCCUUCUUCUUCCUCCAAACACGACGAGUGGAGUUUAUACCAAAAAGCUAUAUUUUUGUCUCAUCAGACCACAUGACCUUCUCCAAUUCCUCCUCUGGAACAUCCAGAUGGUUAUUGGCAAACUUCAGACGGGCCUGUACAUGCGCUGGCUUGAGCAGGGGGGACCUUGACGGCGUAGUGUGGUCCCAGCUCUCUUCAGGUCAUUGACCAGGUCCUGCCGUGUAGUUCUGGGCUGAUCCCUCACCUUCCUCAUGAUCAUUGAUGCCCCACGAGGUGAGAUCUUGCAUGGAGCCCCAGACUGAGGGUGAUUGCCCGUCAUCUUGAACUUCUUCCAUUUUCUAAUAAUUGCGCCAACAGUUGUUGCCUUCUCACCAAGCUGCUUGCCUAUUGUCCUGUAGCCCAUCCCAGCCUUGUGCAGGUCAACAAUUUUAUCCCUGAUGUCCUUACACAGCUCUCUGGUCUUGGCCAUUGUGGAGAGGUUGGAGUCUGUUUGAUUGAGUGUGUGGACAGGUGUAUUUUAUACAGGUAACGAGUUCAAAAAGGUGCAGUUAAUACAGGUAAUGAGUGGAGAACAGGAGGGCUUCUUAAAGAAAAACUAACAGGUAUGUGAGAGCCGGAAUUCUUAUUGGUUGGUAGGUGAUCAAAUACUUAUGUCAUGCAAUAAAAUGCAAAUUAAUUACUUAAAAAUCAUACAAUGUGAUUUUCUGGAUUUUUGGUUUAGAUUCCAUCUCUGAAAAAAAGAAAAAUUACAGACCUCUACAUGCUUUGUAAGUAGGAAAACCAGCAAAAUCGGCAAUGUAUCAAAUACUUGUUCCCGCAAUGUAGAUAUUCCAUAAAAAAUUAGCAGUUUCCAGCUACAAUAGCCAUGUACAACAUUAGCAAUGUCUACACUGUAUUUCUGAUCAAUUUGAUGUUAUUUUAAUGGACAAAGAAAUUGCUUUUCUUUCGAAAACAAGGACAUUUCUAAGUGACCCCAAACUUUUCAAUGGUAGUGUAUAUUGAUUGAUUGAUUGAUUGAUCUUAUGCUACACAAAGAUAAAUAGCAUAUAUUUUUCUAAACUAAUCCAAUCAGUUAGUUAUAUUUUUUGCACCCGUUAUUGAAAUGGUUGGUCCAGUUUAAAUGGCUUAGGUAGUCUCCUCACAAUAUUCCUAACCCUGGCUGUCAUUCUGAAGGCAGGUUGCGGGUGAAUAACAAUCCCAACUGUUGGACAUCUUAACUCUGGCUGGAUUCUGAUAGGAAUUACACAUUACUUUGCAAGCCAUCAUAAUGUGACUUGCAGGUAGGGUUCCCAGGUUUUCCAGAAAUCCCGGUUGAAAGAUUUGUGGCAUUGGGAGCGAAUAACUAGGAAAUAUGGAACCCAUCAACCAGGAUUUCUGGAAAAUCAGGGAAUUUUGGGAAAGUUACAAUAAUUUUGCAACCCUACUUGCAGGCCUGAUGUGGCCUGUAAACUAUGAGGUUUAGGCCACUGUAUUAGGGUAAAAUGUGUUUAAUUUAAUGAUAACAUUCACCUAGGAACUUACUUGGUGAAGGUCACAGUACUGAAAAUGAACGAAUUAAACAAUCAUGUCUCUGUUACUAACAAAUACAGUCAAUUCUACAAUUCACUCGAAAAGGCAAGGCACACCAGGAAAUUAUAUUGGAGGCGUGGCUUAGUGGGGGCGUGGUUUUCAGUUAGUUAUUUUUUGGCCACAUGUGAGUGGAAGUGUUGUACCAGUUUAAGUGGUCUAUGGUAGAGGUACAUUUUUGCUACUUUCAAGGAACAAAUUGGCUUGGUUACUGUGGUGGUUCCCUAUAAAGGCAAAAUAUUCAUUUUCUAGAAACAUGCUUUUGUACCUGUGGACUAUAUGUAAGAAAGGUACUAUCCAUGGUAUGAACUGGGGUACAAUUAUGUAUCUAUAACUAAAGGUACAAAAGGUGUACUACAUGGUACCACCCCAGUGAGAAGCAUUUGUACCCCUUUGGGAACAAAUCUAUAAAAAAAAAAAUCUGAGUGUACCAUCAUGACACAACCACGGGAUAAUUAAGUUAUUUGAAGUGUGGUGUCCUAGCGGGGGGGUCUUAUGAGAGAGGAAGGGGUAAAGUUGAUGAGUUGAGAGUAGUGAUGUUACGUUUGAUCCCGGAGCUCCGAGGCAUACGUCGAAUGUACUUCGAAGCAGUGUGCCGAUUCCUGUAUUACUUUAUCAGAAGCAUGUGAUUAAUGACGUCCGGCGCUUAGUUUCAUUAAACAACCACCUGAUUGGUUUGGUUUGGUAGAAGACAAAAAUGCUACGCUGCACACAGGCUACAGGGUGUGGGACGUCAUGAAUAAUAAUUUGGUUGCUCUAAAUUAUUUUUACCAGCAGGUGCCACUACUGUACACUGUGUUGAUCAAAGUCUCGAGUAAUGAACUUAUUUUCGACUCAAUUGGCUGGAAAACCUAGUUGAGAGGAACAGUUAAGUUCUCAGGGGAGCAAUCUACAGCCCUAUGGCCAAGGAGCUACUGAUAAGCAGCUGAGUUCCUCUUCCUGUCCCAGCUUCCCUGGUCACAUCAACUGUCCAUCUGGCACUUUACCACUUCCUGUCUGUGAAGAGCCCACCUCUUAUGAGCCCACUUUCUAGAGGUUCCUGAAGGUCCAGGGGUGACCUCAGGUCCAUGGCUUAUCUACUCUCUUUUACAUGAGAGAAGCCAUAAAUUCAGCUCUUUUGUUCUGUGUCCUGUAGGCAAGUAGUCCUGAGUUAAGCACAUGCCAGAGCUACAAGUGAUUAGCCCACUAACCCAGUGUCACAGAGGGUAUAUAGCAGUCAUAGGGUGCCAUGUAGUGUUUGGAGAAGCCAAGCUGGCACAGGACUGUCACAUGACUGGCACAUGACCGUUUCAUUAGAUCACAAUCAGGGCUAGAAAUUGUAAUGAUAGCUGCUUUAUUGAGGAACAAUGUACUUACUAUGACUGAUGUGGUGUCCCACCUAGCUAUCUUAACAUACAUGUCUUAACUGUAAGUUGCUCUGGAUAAGAGUCUGCUAAAUGACAAAAAUGUAAAUGUAAUCUGAUUCGAAUCACAGAUUGGUUUUGAUCGUUGUUUUCUCUCAGGUGCAGAUCAAUAACAGUAUAAGACAGGACACGUUCGCAGAGCUCCCCGUGUCGCUGGUGCUCUUCUCUCUCAUCUCCAUCGAUAUCGUGGAGAGGAUCCGCCACUGUCGACUCACUGGACACGGUGAGAACACAAAGCUCUGUGUUCAACACACGUUUUAACUGAACACUAGCUAGCUACUGUAGUCUGAAUAAUACCUGAUCCUCUGCCAACUCACUGAGCGUAAUCUCUGUCACAUGCAGCUGGACCUAGUGUCAUUUCAUUACGACAACAAUACUGUACACUAUCCGGGAAUAUGUUCUAUCAGGAGAUAUGUAUCUCAGGAAAUGAACAGGAAAUUCUCUGUACGACCCCCCAAUUGAUUUUUUUGUAACACAGUGCUGAAUUGGAAAAAAACAUGACAUGUUCUAAGGACGGCUCUCAGUUUCUUGGAAUCCUUUUAUUCAAGGAAAUAACCAGAUCCCAAAUUUUAUCGUCCUUUUCCACUGAUCAGAAAUGCUAUUGUAUUAUGGUAAAAUAUAUAGUACCUAUAGAGCCCAGAGAGACAAUCGCUGUGUUGUGCUGUGUUCUACACUGUUGGGCUGUGUUCUACACUUUUGGGCUAUGUUGUAUGCAUGUUUGUGCCAUAAUGAGAUGUUCUGAUCUGCGUCAUUCUGUCAUGGCUAACAUACUCAUGUGCUGUUGUCUUUCCGUCCAGCUAAUGAAUUGGACCAAGAUACUGAGAUCCCUUCCAUUGUCCUCACGCACGUGGAGCACCUACGUGGAACCCCAGUGACACCGGGUAACCCAGCAAACCCUGCAUCACCCGUAACGCCAGCUGUGCCCGGGCAACCUGCACAACCAGGGCAACCUGGUGGUCCGAAUGGGCAGGACCAGAACGGGGCAGGCUCUCGACCAGAGGCCAAUGGGACUUUCCAGGGGAUGUCAGGGGGGAUGCCAGGUAACCAGAUACCAGGGAGACAGUUUAGCAUCUCAGGCCUGAGCUCACGCUCGGCACGCUCGGCACGCUCGGCACGCUCGGCACGCUCGGCACGCUCGGCACGCUCGGCACACUCUGUCAGCACGUCGGUGGACCGCGGCGUCUCACCGUACGCCUCCACAGGGCCGCUGCACUUCCUGUGUGCCAGCGAUGCCCGAGCCGAGGUAUUUGUGGACAGCUUUCUGUUCUGGAUGGACACAGUGGAGAUGGUGAGGGUGGCUGGGCACCCGGCGGUCUACUACUCGGGCUGGGUGUUCCCUAUCUACAUUUUCAGCUACCUGUCGUGCCUGCGGCUGGUGGUCAUGCCCCACAGUCCCCUGCUGUCAUCGCUAGGCGUGGCCCUGCAGGAUCUGCCCUUCCUGUUUGUGCGUAUCGGCCUCAUCGCCUUCUUCGGCUUUGUCACGCCCCUCCUCUACCUGAUGAAGAACCUGCUUGUCUGCCUGGCCUAUAUCUACUUUAACUUUAUGACCAAGCUGAGG
This is a messenger RNA of Coregonus sp. 'balchen', 16536 nucleotides long. The record is from the annotation of a GenBank genome assembly. NCBI's taxonomy places the organism in Eukaryota, Metazoa, Chordata, Actinopteri, Salmoniformes, Salmonidae.